Molecule: messenger RNA, 3329 nt
Organism: Heteronotia binoei (common prickly gecko)
Lineage: Eukaryota; Metazoa; Chordata; Lepidosauria; Squamata; Gekkonidae
Gene: ANKRD44
Product: ankyrin repeat domain 44
Exons: 26
Coding region: 47-3127 (1026 amino acids)
Cellular component (GO): cytoplasm
Molecular function (GO): protein binding
Source: RefSeq, a predicted model, not a curated record
ACCGCUGGUCCAAGCAAUUUUCAACGGGGAUCUGGACGAGAUCCGCAUGUUAAUCUACAAAACAGAGGAUGUUAACGCUCUGGAUACCGAGAAGCGGACCCCUCUCCAUGUUGCGGCUUUCCUGGGGGAUGGAGAAAUCAUUGAGCUUCUCAUCUUGUCAGGGGCCCGCGUCAACGCCAAGGACAACAUGUGGCUGACUCCCCUCCACAGGGCGGUGGCUUCCAGAAGCGAAGAGGCCGUGCAAGUAUUGAUCAAGCAUUCGGCGGACGUCAACGCCCGGGACAAGAACUGGCAGACGCCCCUGCACGUCGCCGCUGCAAAUAAAGCCAUCAAGUGUGCCGAAGUGAUCAUCCCACUCCUGAGCAGCGUCAACGUCUCCGACAGAGGGGGUCGGACGGCACUGCACCACGCAGCCCUCAACGGCCAUGUUGAAAUGGUGAACUUGCUUUUAUCUAAAGGGGCCAACAUUAACGCCUUUGACAAAAAGGACCGAAGAGCUUUGCACUGGGCGUCUUAUAUGGGCCAUUUGGAGGUUGUUGCUUUGCUGAUCAGUCAUGGCGCCGAGGUGACCUCAAAGGACAAGAAGGGCUACACGCCGCUCCAUGCCGCGGCUUCCAACGGCCAGAUCAGCGUGGUGAAACACCUCCUUAAUCUCGGAGUGGAGAUUGAUGAAAUGAACAUUUAUGGGAACACAGCCCUUCACAUCGCCUGCUACAACGGGCAGGAUUCGGUGGCCAACGAGCUGAUCGAUUACGGCGCGAACGUCAACCAGCCCAACAACAGUGGGUUCACGCCUCUGCAUUUUGCGGCAGCCUCCACUCACGGAGCGCUUUGUCUGGAGCUGCUGGUGAAUAAUGGGGCAGACGUGAAUAUUCAGAGCACAGAUGGGAAGAGUCCGUUGCAUAUGACAGCCGUUCAUGGGAGGUUCACACGGUCACAAACCCUCAUUCAGAAUGGAGGUGAAAUAGACUGUGUUGAUAAGGACGGCAACACCCCUCUCCAUGUAGCCGCGAGAUACGGGCAUGAGCUUUUGAUUAAUACCCUAAUAACCAGUGGAGCUGAUAGCGCCAGGUGCGGCAUCCACGACAUGUUCCCCUUACACCUGGCAGCCCUCAACGCUCAUGCCGACUGCUGCCGGAAGCUUCUGUCAUCAGGACAAAAGUAUAGCGUAGUGUCCUUGUUUAGUAAUGAGCACGUGCUGUCUGCAGGCUUUGAAAUAGACACCCCAGAUAAAUUUGGAAGGACCUGCCUCCACGCGGCCGCUGCCGGAGGUAAUGUUGAUUGCGUGAAGCUGUUGCAGAGCAGUGGAGCGGAUUCCAAUAAAAAAGACAAAUAUGGAAGGACACCUUUGCACUACGCAGCUGCAAACUGUCAUUUCCAAUGCAUGGAGACGCUGGUGACCACGGGGGCCAAUAUUAAUGAAACAGAUGAUUGGGGACGAACAGCUUUACACUACACUGCUGCUUCGGACAUGGACAGAAAGUGUCUAGAAUUCCUCCUCCAGCACGAGGCCAACCCAUCGAUACAGGACAAAGAAGGUUACAAUACGGUGCACUAUGCAGCUGCUUAUGGACACAGGCAGUGUUUAGAACUGCUUCUAGAGAAAACCAGCAACAUUUUGGAGGAAUCGGAUUCAGCAGCUACAAAAAGCCCUUUGCACUUAGCUGCCUAUAACGGUCAUCAUCAAGCAUUAGAGGUGCUUCUCCAGUCUCUGGUAGAUCUGGAUAUUAAGGACGAAAAGGGCCGCACAGCUUUGGAUCUGGCCGCGUUCAAAGGGCACGCGGAAUGUGUUGAAGCUCUCGUGAACCAGGGUGCAUCUGUCUUAGUGAAAGAUAACAUCACCCGACGAACCCCUCUUCAUGCCUCAGUCAUUAACGGACACACUCCAUGUUUACGGCUUUUAUUAGAAGUUGCGGAUAAUCCCAACGUGACGGAUGCCAAAGGACAGACCCCACUGAUGCUCGCUGUGGCUUAUGGGCACAUAGAUGCUGUGUCCUUGCUGUUACUUGAAAAAGAAGCGUCUGUGGACACGGCUGAUAUCCUGGGAUGCACCGCUCUGCAUCGAGGGAUUAUGAUGGGACAUGAGGAGUGCGUCCAAAUGCUCUUGGAACAAGAUGCACUGAUUCUGUGUAAAGACGCCCGAGGCAGGACACCCCUACAUUACGCGGCAGCUCGUGGUCACGCCACAUGGCUGAGCGAAUUGGUGCAGCUGGCUCUUUCGGAAGAGGACUAUAAUUUUAAAGAUAAUCAGAAUUAUACCCCGUUGCACUGGGCUUCUUAUAACGGCAACGAAAGCUGUGUGGAGGUACUGCUGGAACAGAAACCUUUCCGGAACUUUAACGGGAACCCUUUCUCUCCAUUGCACUGUGCUGUAAUCAAUGAUCACGAAAACUGUGCGUCGCUCCUGAUUGGGACCAUCGGUGAUGGUAUUGUCAACUGCAAAGAUGACAGAGGAAGAACGCCGCUCCAUGCCGCAGCCUUUUCUGAUCAUGUGGAAUGUUUGCAGCUUCUCUUAAGCCACAGUGCACAAGUAAACGUUGCAGAUCAUUCAGGGAAAACACCACUUAUGAUGGCAGCUGAAUAUGGGCACGUAGGUGCUGUAGAUUUUUUGGUGAACACUGCCAAGGCUGAUCUAUCUUUGAAAGAUAAGGACUUGAAUACAUCCUUGCACUUGGCUAGCAGUAAAGGUCAUGAAAAAUGUGCCUUGUUGAUACUUGACAAGAUCCAAGAACAGAGCCUUAUUAAUGCGAAAAAUAACGCAUUACAGACGCCUCUUCAUAUCGCUGCACAAAAUGGCUUGAAGAUGGUGGUUGAGGAGUUGUUAGCGAAAGGGGCGUGCGUACGAGCGGUGGACGGAAACGGUCACACGCCAGCCCUGGCUUGCGCUCCUAACAAAGACGUGGCUGAUUGCCUGGCACUCAUUUUGGCUACCAUGAUGUCUUUUUCUCCUUCCAGUACGAUGGCUCUUGACUUCGCUUGUUUUAAAAAAGACAAUUUGAGCAGGACUCCGCUCUGCAAUAGCUCCGACGCGAGCGGCGCCGUUAACCCCUACGGCAAAGCGCUAAGAAACGACGUAGGGGCGGAAAACGGAUACAAUGAAAACGAUUCCGAUUCUGAAACGUUUUGACGUUUUUAUUUAUUUUAUUUUAUUUUUUUAGCAUUCGACACCUUUUUCCUUGGUUGGUGUCGGGAUUUGCAUUGGUAUUUUUCUCUUUAAAAGGUCCCGAGUCCCAGAAUUAUGGUUGACCUUUACUUAAUGGCUGGAAUGACAACAAAAGAAAAGGCUUAUAGGUGCAGCUUGGCACAGCUUUUCAGAAAAUUAGAGGUUU